Messenger RNA from Dryobates pubescens (Downy woodpecker), 3240 nucleotides. It is a transcript of the gene SEZ6, whose product is annotated as seizure related 6 homolog. Bases 94 to 2994 code for a protein of 966 amino acids. Gene Ontology annotation, biological process: synapse maturation; regulation of dendrite development. The record is from RefSeq and is a predicted model, not a curated record. The transcript is spliced from 17 exons. Gene Ontology annotation, cellular component: dendritic spine; neuronal cell body; dendritic shaft. NCBI's taxonomy places the organism in Eukaryota, Metazoa, Chordata, Aves, Piciformes, Picidae.
CAGCCCCGGGAUUGGCGGGCGCCGCACUCGGAGCGUUACGGCGCCGCCGUGCCCGCAGCGCGGAGCUGUCCGCGGUGCUGACCGCCGCCGGCCAUGGGCUCGCCGCCGCCAGCCCUGCUCCUGCCUCUUCUCGCUGCACUGCUCCGCGCACCCGCACACGGCUUCAAUGGGCUGUCAAGGAAAGCUGGGGAGAGCGCAGAGGCUGAGGCGGAGCCGACAGUGCUGCCCACACCGGAGGAGCGGGAGGCAGAGGCUCGCUUUGUGAGCACAGCACCUACACUGAAGCUUCUCAACCACCACCCGCUGCUGGAGGACCUGCUGCAUGAAGCUUUCCUGAAGAAGGACUACUUGGGCCAGGCACCAUUCCUGCCUGGUGGCCCUGGCGCCCUUCUGCCAGCUGGUGCCCUCCAGCCAGACCCUGGACCCCCAGCCCCUGAGCCUCCACCACGUACUCCUGCCCUGCCCAGGGCUGCCUUCCCCACUGACCCACUGACCACACCAGCUGGGCGCCCAGGGCCAUGGGGGGAGGCAUGGGGGACCGUGCCAGGUGCUGACCCCUCAUGGUCUCCCACCAGCAUGCCAGAGUUGAGUCCCACAUCCCCCAGCCAGGCACCUGCCACCCCCAGCACAUCUCUAGGACCCCACAGUGAAGCUGCUAUGGUACCUGGGGAUGAGGAGGGAACCACCACCACCUCCACCAUCACCACCACCACUGUCACCACACUGCAGGGACCAGCUCUCUGUAACCGGACGUUGGCGGGCCCUGAGGGUUGGCUGGUGUCCCCGGAGCCAGCUGGUGUUCCCUACGAUGGCAGCCUGGACUGCACCUACACCAUCUCUGUUUACCCAGGCUAUGGUGUGGAGCUUAAGGUGCAUAACAUCAGCCUAGCAGAGGGGGAAGCGCUGACGGUGGAGAGCACAGGGGGCCUGGAGCCCACCCUCCUGGCCAACGAGUCCUUCUUGAUGCGGGGUCAGGUCAUUCGCAGCCCUGCCAACCUCCUUACCCUCCACUUCCAGAGCCCCCAGCCCACCAGCCCCGGCUCCUAUCGCUUCCACUACCAAGCCUACCUGCUGAGCUGCCCCUUCCCGGCGCGGCCGGCUUUCGGGGAGGUCUCAGUCAGCAGCCUGCACCCUGGCGGGGAUGCCCGCUUCCGCUGUUCCCCCGGCUACCAGCUACAAGGUGUUCACCGGCUCGCCUGCCGCAAUGCCACCCGUCCUUUCUGGAGCGCCCGUGAGCCCCUCUGCCUCGCGGCCUGUGGUGGGGUGAUCCGGAAUGUCACCGUGGGACGCAUCAUCUCACCCGGCUUCCCCGGGAACUACAGCAACAACCUGACGUGCCACUGGCUGCUGGAGGCACCCGCUGGCCACCGCCUGCACCUCCACUUUGAGAAGGUUUCUCUGGCAGAGGAUGACGACAGGCUCAUCAUCCGUAAUGGCAACAAUGUGGAGGCACCACCGGUGUAUGACUCCUACGAGGUGGAGUACCUGCCCAUCGAAGGGCUGCUCAGCACUGGGCGCCACUUCUUCGUGGAGCUCACCACCGACAGCAGCGGGGCGGCUGCCGGCAUGGCACUGCGCUAUGAGGCCUUCGAGCAGGGGCAUUGCUAUGAGCCCUUCGUCAAGUAUGGGAACUUCACCACCAGUGACCCCCAGUACCCUGUGGGCACCACGGUGGAGUUCAGCUGUGACCCUGGCUACACGCUGGAACAGGGCUCCACCAUCAUCGAGUGCGUCGACCCCAGUGACCCGCAGUGGAACGAGACGGAACCAGCAUGCCGCGCGGUGUGCAGUGGGGAGCUGACAGACACAGCUGGAGUGGUGCUGUCACCCAACUGGCCAGAGGCUUAUGGCAAGGGCCAGGACUGCAUCUGGGGACUGCACGUGGAGGAGGACAAGCGCGUCAUGCUGGAUGUCCGUGUGCUGCGGCUGGGCACAGGGGACGUGCUGACCUUCUAUGAUGGGGAUGACCUGACGGCACGCAUCCUGGGCCAGUACACUGGUGCGCGUGGCCGCUUCAAGCUCUACGCCUCCACUGCUGAUGUCACUGUCCAGUUCCAGUCUGACCCUGGUGCUGGUCCCUUUGCCUAUCGGCAGGGCUUUGUCAUCCACUUCUCUGAGGUCCCCCGUAAUGACACCUGCCCUGAGCUGCCAGACAUCGCCAAUGGCUGGAAGACAUCCUCUCAGCCAGAGCUACUCCAUGGCACCGUGGUCACCUUCCAUUGCUACCCUGGCUUCCAGCUGACUGGCACUGACCUCCUGAUGUGCCACUGGGACCUGACGUGGAGUGGUGACCUGCCUUCCUGUGAGCGGGUGACCUCCUGCCGGGACCCUGGGGAUGCCGAGCACAGCCGCAGAGUGGUCUCCAGCCCAAAAUUCCCAGUGGGAGCCACCGUGCAGUAUGUCUGCGACAAGGGCUACGUCCUGGCAGGUGCUGGAACCCUCACCUGCCAUGACCGUGCUGCAGGGGGACCCAAGUGGAGCGACCGUCUCCCCAAGUGCAUCCAGACAUACGAGCCUUGCCACAACCCUGGUGUGCCAGCGGGUGGGCGGCAGAGCCCCGAGCGGAGGCUGUACCCUGCAGGAACCACCUUACGCUUCUCCUGCACCGCUGGCCGGGUGCUGCUGGGUGAGGGCAACCUGCGCUGCCUGCCUGGGCACCCCUCACGCUGGAGUGGCUCACCUCCCAUCUGCAAGGCGGCCUCCUAUGAUGAGUUUUACAGCAACCGCAAUCUGGACGCUGUGGCCAAGGCUGUGCCCUCAGGAACAGCACUGGAGGGAACCAACGUUGCCAUCGCUGUCUUCCUGCCUGUGCUGGUGGUGGCCCUGCUCAUAGGGGGCAUUUACCUCUACUUCUCCAAGUUCCAGGGGAAGCCAUCUCUGCAGCUGCCCCUCACUGGCUCCCACCCCUAUGACCACAUCACCGUGGAGUCAGCUUUUGACAACCCCACCUAUGAGACAGGAUCUGUUUUCUUUGCAGGAGACAAGGGAAUAUGAGGUGUCCAUCUAGGCAUGGGCAGUGUGGAGCUGGGUGCUGCAGCCACCCCUCUGGAGUCCCCCUGUGCCCGCUGCCCCCCAACACGGGCCUAACACACCUCUCCCAAGGAGACUCAAGACGAGCGCUCAGUGGGAGCAACCUGGGCGCCUGCCACCCCACUGCCACCUCCAAACCACCCAGACCCCCAUGGGGUCUACCCAAGCCCCACUGUCACCUGACCCCCCACCCUGGGCUCAGGGGGUGCU